ACUCUCAUAAGUCAAAAAUCGUACCCUGUCUAAGAAAAGUCAUAUAUGUCACCUUUAUUUACGUCAUUGUUAUACUAGCCAUUUGAAUAUCUUGCUUAUACAAAAAAAUUGAACCCCUAAUACUGCAGCAAGAAGAGAAAAUGAGUAGAGAAGGUAAGGUAGUCUGUGUGACCGGAGCGUCCGGUUACAUUGCUUCAUGGCUAGUGAAGCUCCUUCUUCAACGUGGUUACACCGUGAAAGCCACAGUUCGCGAUCCUAAUGAUCCAAAGAAAGUAGAGCAUUUGCGUUCUCUAGAUGGAGCAAAGGAACGGCUUUACUUAUUUCCUGCAAAUCUGUUGGAGGAGGGCUCUUUUGAUGCUGCUGUCGAAGGUUGCGAAGGUGUUUUUCACACUGCAUCCCCCUUAACCUAUGAUUUUAAAGAUCCGCAGGCUGAGUUGCUUGAUCCUGCAGUGAAGGGAACACUUAAUGUUCUUAAUUCCUGUGCAAAAGUUCCAUCAAUAAAGAGAGUAAUUCUGACAUCUUCAAUAGCAGCAGUUGUAUACAAUGGCAGACCUUUGAGUCCUGAGGUGGUAGUUGACGAAAGUUGGUUUUCUGAUCCUGAUUUUUGUAGGGAAUCAAAGGAGUGGUAUGCUCUCUCCAAAGUAUUGGCUGAAGAUGCUGCUUGGAAGUUUGCGAAAGACAAGGGUAUUGACAUGGUAACGAUUAAUCCAUCAGUUGUUAUCGGACCAUUAUUACAGCCAACGCUUAACACAAGUUCUGCUGCAUUUGCACAACUGUUUAGUGGAUCAGAAACUUAUCCUAACAUAACUUUCAGUUGGGUUCAUGUCAAAGAUGUUGCUAAUGCUCAUAUCCUGGCACUCGAGGUACCAUCAGCUAACGGCAGGUAUAACUUAGCUGAAACUGUCUCCCAUUUCUCAGACACAGUGAGGAUACUAAGAGAGCUUUACCCUGACGCCGUACUCCCUGAAAAGUGUGCAGAUGAUGGUCCUUUGGAGCCGGCAUUCCAGGUUGCGCAGGAGAAAGCUCGCAGUUUGGGUGUCGACUAUAUCCCAUUCAAAACAAGUCUUAAGGAGACUGUUGAAAGCCUCAAAGAGAAGGGGUUUAUCAGCCUCUGAGAUUCAUUUGAAGAUCAUAAACUAGUGUAUGAAAGGCCUCGAGUGUAUGUUGAACUAAUGUAAUUUACUAGUGAUUGUAUCUGUAUGCUGCAUUGGUGAGUGCUAGUUUGGAUAUUGCUGCGUAUCAAAGGCAUACUUGGAGUAUCAGUUUGGAUAUUGAGCUGAAAUUAUCAUAGAUCAAGUGCUUAUUGCUGAGUUUUGAUGA
This is a messenger RNA of Chenopodium quinoa (quinoa), 1320 nucleotides long. RefSeq names its product cinnamoyl-CoA reductase 1-like. The transcript has 6 exons. The record is from RefSeq and is a predicted model, not a curated record. Lineage: Eukaryota; Viridiplantae; Streptophyta; Magnoliopsida; Caryophyllales; Amaranthaceae. Bases 141 to 1115 code for a protein of 324 amino acids. Gene Ontology annotation, molecular function: oxidoreductase activity, acting on the CH-OH group of donors, NAD or NADP as acceptor.